This is a messenger RNA of Puccinia graminis f. sp. tritici CRL 75-36-700-3, 1608 nucleotides long. RefSeq lists its product as uncharacterized. The transcript has 3 exons. Gene Ontology annotation, molecular function: protein-folding chaperone binding; adenyl-nucleotide exchange factor activity. Lineage: Eukaryota; Fungi; Basidiomycota; Pucciniomycetes; Pucciniales; Pucciniaceae. The record is from RefSeq and is a predicted model, not a curated record. Gene Ontology annotation, cellular component: membrane; cytoplasm; nucleus. Bases 153 to 926 code for a protein of 257 amino acids. Gene Ontology annotation, biological process: protein stabilization.
UAUUCCUACCAACAACUGCAAAUUCCGCCAAGAGCUUUCGUCACUACAUAUCGCCUCCAUAAUUCGAACAACCUACUCGAGUGCAAGGCCCACUGACUACCAGCGAACCAAUCCAUCCUAAUUCAGUAUACACGAAGAACAACAAAAAAACUAUGGAAGUAAUAUGGGACUCCGAAAGAUUCUCCGUAGACCUCCCCGUUAGCAGUUUCACCCUGGGGAGCUUCAAGCGUUACCUGGCAUCACGAACGGGAGUCCCAGCGGAACAUAUGAAACUCUUCUGCAAUGCAGGCCUCAUGAAAGAUGACAGUGCACCCCUGAGUGCAUUUCAACCGGAAGUUGAUAGUCCCUUGGAUCCCGGCGCCCAAUCGAGCAGUCCUCUCACUCGCAGCAGGCUAUGGAGUGGCAUAUUCUCUGGGACCAAGAAACGUCAGAUAUCCCCAAUGCGGAUCAGAAUGGUUGGAGCCAAAGAAACGAGGAGCAUCGUCUCCGACCGUCCGGAUCUCAAACCCACCACAGCCCCAUCGAACCAGAAUCUUAAACCACAAGCCGGAUCGAAUCCGGAAAUCAUGAAUGAAUCUCGAAUAAUCUCCCUGAUAAAUGAGUUGACUCAAAAAGCACUCAGUGAUAAUCUACCCCGAGUCGAGCGAUAUGAAGGCAUGAUUCCGACGGAACGAGGUUCGGAUGAAGUCCCUGUUGAUCGACCCCUGAAUCCGCAGAAUACACAGCCAGUCCAGGCCCAAUGGGAUCCAACAGAGUUUGCUGGUGUCUCGGAAGUGCUCCUGCAGGCGUUGCUCAAGCUGGAUGGAUUUGAGAUUGAAAGCGAGUGGACGGAAGCCAGGAUGGCCCGUAAAGAGGGAGUUCGGGCUGUUCAAAAGCUCUUGGAUCGACUGGAUCGGGUGAAAGGUGCCACUGGUCCCCAAAGGUAACCGUGAAGAGGAUAUCAAAAGCGGGACGUCUUCGUUCAUCUUCGUAUCAAUUUCUGAAUCGUCAAUUCCAUAGCAUCAAUCAACUUUUCCAGAAAACGCUUCCUCCGAAAAAAAUCUAACCGCAGAAACGCAGCCAGCCAAAUCCCGUGUGAAUUGUCCUGCCAUAUCUGUGCAUGAUUUUUCACAAGAAAUACUGAAGCUAUCAGUAAUAAAGCCCAGAUUUUGUGGAUCCAUUCAAUUGAUAUAUCUCAAAAUAAAUUCUGUUGUUAUUGGAUGUUUGAUAUAUGUAUCCGGAACGAUGUUAUCAUAAGAGCCUUCUAUCUCAGAUCACGAGGAAAUUAAUUUGGAGAAUUUUAGUGGUACCCAUUAUAGUCUGGCACAGUCAUUUCAACCUAUCAUAGAAAUUUCAGUCAUAUACUACACAGCACUUCUUGUACGACUUUCCCCUCCCCUUUUUUAAGUCAAUUACCUCCUUAAGUUACUCAGCCGCUUCCACACUCCAGCAUCCUCAUUUCUUCCUCGUUGUACUGAUCUACUAUUGUCUCAACAAUUAUAUUUUAAACGCACAAGUUGCUCGUUUAAAAUACUCCGUAUCACUCUGAUCAUCUUCCAAGUGGAUUGUUGUAAACUCAGAAAGUUCAUGCUUUGCUGCCGCAAACCGCAAGUAUUACUCCUGAUUCAA